GAUCUGCACCAACAUGGCGGCGUUCUGAGUUUACGAAGAGGAAAAAAAUAGCUAAUGUGUAAAUAAACCCAACUGUACAUUAUUUAGAGAGUAUAUUAGUCGUCUGAAGUGGUCGAGGUGUUGAUGAACUGUUGUACAGAGAGAAAUAAAAAAUGUCGAGUGACGGAAGUAAAAAACAAUUCUGGAAAAGGAACACAGCGAAGGUUCCUGGCAGUAUACAACACGUUUAUGGAGCCCAGCAUCCUCCUUUUGAUCCUCUCCUACAUGCUAAUUUGAUCAAAGCUGGAAACAAACCGCCUGUGACAAGCACGCCUGGAAAGCCGAAGAAAGCCACCACUUUCCAGGAGUUUGAGAGCAUCACGAGCGAUGCCUGGGACGUGGGCGACGACGACGAUGAGCUCCUCGCCAUGGCCGCCCAGAACCUCAACAUCGAGGUCGUGAUGGAGACUGCCAACAAGGUGAUCGAGAACCACAGCAAGCAGCAGGAGCGACGACAGCAGCAGCUCGAUGAACCUCCUGGACCUGAGGAGAAAGACAAAGAGGAGGGGCAUGACAAAGAUGAAGAAGAGAGGCUGGAGGAGGAGGAGACCACCACAGAGCUGUCCUUUAGCUCGGAGCGUCUCCACCACAGUGACAGCAGGCUGGUGAAGUCCCACAGUGAAGCACCUAUCGGAUCACCAAAGGAGAUGAGUGGCGAGCGGGCAGCACUGUACAGACAGCAGUCGCUCCCUCACAGGCCGGUCAUCCCCCUGGUGGCCCGCAUGGCUGAUCAGAACACUUCAGGAACUCCUGCCAUGACGGAGAGAGAGGCUUCCAGACUAGACAAGUUCAGACAGCUUCUGGCUGGACCUAAUACAGACCUCGAAGAGCUCCGGAAGUUGAGCUGGUCGGGAAUUCCACGGCAAGUGCGUCCCAUCACAUGGAAGCUUCUCUCAGGUUACCUGCCUGCCAAUGCCGAGCGCAGAGCCAGCACGCUGCAGAGAAAGAGGCAGGAAUACUUUGGUUUCAUCGAGCAGUACUACGACUCCCGCAACGACGAGCAUCACCAGGACACCUACAGACAGAUUUGCAUAGAUAUUCCCCGGAUGACUCUGGAGAUUUUCAGGCUCCAGCCGAAACUCAUUGAGAUUCACAUUGACAUACCGAGAACUAAUCCUCUUAUUCCUCUCUUUCAACAAGCUUCUGUGCAAGAGAUCUUUGAGCGGAUUCUUUUCAUCUGGGCCAUCCGGCAUCCCGCCAGCGGUUACGUACAGGGCAUCAACGAUCUCGUCACGCCCUUCUUCGUUGUCUACAUCUUUGAGUAUAUCGAGGAAGAGGUGGAAAAUUUCGAUGUUUCCAGCUUGCAGGAAGAGGUGCUGCGGAACAUCGAGGCUGACAGCUUCUGGUGCAUGAGCAAGCUGCUGGAUGGUAUUCAGGACAACUACACUUUUGCCCAGCCGGGGAUCCAGAGGAAAGUGAAGGCCCUGGAGGAACUGGUGAGCCGGAUCGAUGCCUGAGUGUCAGACUCAAUCAGUGCUGCAGUGGUUUGGCCUUUGCAGAGAGCACCGCUGCCCCGCUGGGGAAAAGCCGAAGUCACUGGAGCAUAAGCCCCGCUCAUUACUUUCUAUUAGAUGGCCAUAAUCAGAAUUGAAUGGCCACUUCUCAGAGACAGACCCUGCUCCUGCGCUUCAGCACCCGGGCCUGUCUGCUCAGCCUGCAUCGAGUUCACUGAUGCUUUUCAUUUUGGGAGAAAAUAAAACAGUUUUGAAUGCUUUCCCCCAUUCUCGCUUUGUUGGCGCUAUUUCUCUUUGCAUGUGUACGUAUAAGAGAGUGAGCAUUUUCCUCAGUUUUUUUUUGGAGUGGUGUGAUUUCCUUUCUGCGCCUUUUUUUUUAACACAGAAAAGAAGUUCUGUUUGUGUGUGCUGUAUUCAUUCCAAAAUUACCCUGUUUAUCAGUGAGAGAAUUUCUUUGGCGUUCAGAAAUGCUUGGCUGCAAAAGCAGAAGAUUCUCGAGCAGGAAGUAACCCUGUUACCGGCUGAACAGAUCUUUGGUUUGGGAAUGGUUAGCAUUUUAUUUAUUUAUUUUUUUUCCAAUGAGUAAUUAUCUUAAAAUUACUAUUGAGCACAUUCACAAGAAACAAGGAUGAAAAAUCAGACGUAAGGGGUUAAAAAUGGGUGAAGGUCAUGUUUGUUUGUUUUUGACCUGCUCUUACUUUGCUUCCAACGUUAAAUACUUGUUUGCUCUCACCCUUUAUUCAGUUUUUUCUUCUUUUUUUUUCCGAGCCAAUUCAGACUUGUCAGCCUCGACUCAGAGGCCCUGUAUAGCACUGUAUAAUUAGGCUAGUUUAAGGCCAUGUACAUCUUACACCAGUCUGAUGUGUUACUUAGAGCACACAGGCCUUUAUCAACUGCUACACAUAAGUAUGUUCCUCAAUUUAAUACAUACAUGCAACUUUUCUUUUAGUGAAAUAUAAAACAUAAUCUUUACGCAGCCUAUGCACAAUAACUGGAACGUUGCUCCUACACGACUUGUAUUGUUACAGCACUAAUUCUUCAAUAGCAUUAAUGGGAAUUAUUAUUAGUAAUAACAAUAAGUCAUUUAAAAAGUAACACGUAUUGUUUUGAAACUUAAUUCUGGCAUCAUAUGUAACCUAACAGCUGUUACGUAUAAAUCAACAGCUGUUCAUUUAUACGCUCGAAUAGUAGUGUAAUGUCGCUAGUGUACCUCUUGUGUAAUUAUACCAUGGUUGCUGUUGGUUUCAGUCUCGAACAGAUAUAAGCUGUGUCCAAAAUCGCGUACUGUGACAGUAGGUACUGCGUUAAAUUCAGAAUCUACUGCUCGGCCGUUGAUGCAGUAUGUACUGAUCAGUAUAUGUGUGUAAUAAGAAUACAAUCCGGACGUUUUCACGUGACCUAUGAUGUCAUAAUAACUGCAAAAACCUACAGCUCUUGUUUUAUACCUUCAACAAGUUAACAAUUUACUCAGGUGUUGUUAAGCAAGUACGGUUUAACCGACAAGAAACUAGGAACAAUGUUUAAUACCUAUAGCACUUACACUUAAAAAGAGAAGACACGCUGCCUUCCACCAUUUUUGAUUCUAACAGCUCUACCACGCCAGUCCCGUUGCAUUAUGGGAUAGUUUAGUGUCCAUUUGUUUCCUUGCUGCAGAAUCUUGGCAGAAGCAAUAGGUCAUCCAGGAAUUUCUCUCAUACCGUUUUAUGAAUACUGAGAAUUCGGACAAACUACUAGGGUAGUAGGGAUAUUGGACGCAGCCAUUACUUUGUUUUACAGUCACGUAAAACAAAGGGAUCCUCUCUACAUGCUGUGUUGUAAUUCAGCUUAUGAGAGGUUUACCACACUUGCUUGGUUUAGUCUGGGGACAUGGUUUGUUGAAACUGGAUGCUUUAUGUGAUGUGCCAGCAUUGCUGGUGUUAAACCAUGAAACGCCAUUGUAAAUGUCCAGCUGCUGGACUGCGCGAGGUCAUUCAUCCAGGACAGGAGUCACUUUUCAUGUAAAUCUUUCCCAGUCUGGUCCUAGCUUACUGACAGUCUUGUGAAACAUAAUGUGUUACAACGUGUCAAGUAAAACACAAUGCUGCAUGCUGUUAUAGGAAAAUAAUCGAAGACCCAGCGGUGUGAGUGAGCAGCCAGACUGAAACAGAGCUGCUGGUAUCAUCCAUGUAAUUAUAUAUUUUACUAUAAGUUUUCUUCCUCUUAAGCCACAGCAAUUUCCAGCUAUUCAAAUGUAUAAUUUAUUGUUAAACGACGCAUCAUAUUUUUAAACUCGUUUUAUACUUACAUUUAUUGUUAUGGAACGUCCGCACGAUAAGUGACUCCCUGUUAUCGCUGUAUAUGAGCUCUGAACAGUCAUUUCCUCACCAGGCUUCUUCGAGGGCAGUGUUGAAGUUCACUCGUCAGCACUCCCUUUAUUUUCCUCAUCUUUUCCUUUAGCCACGUUAUUUGAUCUCCUCUAAUCAAAUCUAAUUUGACUGAGUCAAAUUGGGUGGGGAUUUCUGGUCCUCAUCGGAUAAUCAUUCCACUUGAUUCAGUCCUGCGAGUCGGAGAACUGUGGUACCUUACAUAUCGACUAUGUUCACUCACUCCAGAGAGAAUUCCAGCAGGUCUGGCUUGUGUUGUCCUGCACAGAGUAAGAUUCUUUCCUUGUCGCUCCUGCUUUCCUGCAGAGCUGUAGACAUUCAGAGAGAAGUUAAUGGAGUGAGGUCAAAAGGCACUUAUCCUUGUAGUUGUGCCUGUAAGCAUUUGCUCCUCUGUCUCCCUCCAGCUCUCCUUCCCUUCAUCCCAUCAUACAUCCGUCCAUUCUCGCCCAAGGCACUAUCCUGCACUUUGUGUGGUGCCUCUGCAGCACAAAGCACACUUUGUCUAGGUCGAGACUGAGUGUCUGUUUCUCAGCGGAAUCCUUCUUUUGGCUUUUGGACUUUUAAUAAGCCCAGUGGAUGGAUUAGUCGCUCAUUAUUUCCAAAUUGCUCCAUUGUGUAACGGCAGCCACUUUAAUCAGGCUUCACAUCUCACUCUGUGCUGUCGUAAAGUUCGGUGGAAAUCAAUCAAGCAGUCAUGUUUUUCCUUUUUCCCCCCUCAACUUCAAACUUUUUCACAAAGGGAUGGUCUCUAGUGGGGGUAGAUGCACUGGUUCCACCAGCUCUAAUGAAGCAGGGGCUAACAGCCUGAGGCUUUCUGAACUCGUUGAGGCCCUGAGUCUCUGAUUACGGUCAGUGCUCGAAGCCCUUCAUGUGCAAGCACACUUGGUUCAGACAUCCACAUCCAUCACCAUAUGCCUGUGUUCUGUCAGGUGAAGGUGGAGCAUGUUGGUCGAGCCCGACAUGGCAACCAUGGCCCAUGGGAACCUGUGGGAUGUCACAAACGUCAACACAAGGGUCCAUAAUAUCCCCUUUCCUGCCUUGCAACUCUUUCCUUCAGUAUGUUCCACCUCUCUCACUGAACACUAACACACACAGCUGUUCAGCCACAGAUGCAUGGUUCACAUGCUGACGCCACACUUUCUAAUGGCCCUGCACCUGCCUCUGAGUGAAAGGAAAUGCAGUCAGGUGUUUUGGUGCAGUAAAAUGAAAACCUAACCGACUUCCCAGACUCUUGUUGCACCACAUUUGGGACCAUCCAAUUCCCAACUUUAUGCUGAUGAAGAAGUUAGGUCAAUUGAAGCCAUUGGGAAAUGUUGAAAUAAGCAUGUCAUCAGUAUUCUUGUUCAUCUUCCUCCUCCUCUGCUCUAAGUAGCUCGGAAAUGAACCCCUCCCUACGCCACCUAGAUCGCUAUGGUGUCAUCAUUGGUGCAUUAUUACAUUGUUCUCUUUUCUAACGGUAUAUCUAACUGCAUAUCAGGACACUUAAGCUGUGCAAUUAUGCACAGUCGAUUUCUUGUGUACACUGCGUGCAGGUUUUGUCUGAGAGGUGCUUGAACAGAAUUUAUAUUACAAAAUGGCAGUGAUUACUAUGCACGUAAAUUGCAUCCAUUUGCGCACUACUUCUACAUCUUGAGAGCAGUUUCUGCUUUUUUUUUUAUGAAUCAUUUUCCAGCUAUCAGACUUUUGCCUUGAUUGUGGUAAAACUGAGCUUACUUUCCAAGCAAGAGCAACAAAAAGAAAAAAAAGCAUUCUGAAAAAGAGAAAUUUAUAGACUUGUUUUCCAGUCAUGGACUACACUUGGAAUAUAUGAAAAUGUUCUGGAAAUAUAAGUGGUUUCUAAACCACUGAGAUUACUUGAUUUUAUUUAUUUUUAUUUAUUUUUAAAUAUAUAAAUUUCUGUU
Molecule: messenger RNA, 5757 nt
Organism: Ictalurus punctatus (channel catfish)
Lineage: Eukaryota; Metazoa; Chordata; Actinopteri; Siluriformes; Ictaluridae
Gene: tbc1d22a
Product: TBC1 domain family, member 22a
Exons: 12
Coding region: 153-1496 (447 amino acids)
Biological process (GO): activation of GTPase activity
Molecular function (GO): GTPase activator activity
Source: RefSeq, a predicted model, not a curated record